ACUAUCUCUAACAAUAAGUCUACGAUACGACUAUCGAUGUUGCCGUUUUUGUGGAUGCCUUGGGGUGUCCAAUAGGCUGUGGGAUCGCUAUUUUGCUACUGUUGGUCUUUGCUAGGCGCAGGCACGCUAGUAUCUUUUCGUCAUCACCUCUCCCCACAUUGGCGACUGAUUCUCCCCACCAAAGAUUUUCCCCAUAUCAAUACUUUCGUAUGUAUAGUUACUGCCUGCUGCUCUCACGUCACGUCACAUCACAUCAACUCCCCGCAUCGUCGUUGCUCGUUCAGAUAUUUUUUAUAUCAUCAUAUUUUAUACAUUCGAGAUAAACGAAAAGCUUGAUGGAAGUGAAGAAGAUAAUGCCUUCUUCGAAACAGCUACUAGCCUGAUACAAAACAUACGCUGUGGUCAAAUCUGAAGCUAAGAAAGCUAGCUAAGCUCCCCACCAAACCCCAACUCCGAUUAUCUCUCUCUCUCCAAAGUCUGCCCACGAAGAGACUCCUGCCCGCCCACGACACCACCACUCCGCGCCCUCGACACUUCUCGCGUUGGCCUCGUCACAAACCCAACCAUGGCGUCCGUCCGCGAGUCGCAGAACGCCAUCGACACGCACGCCGAUGGCCGCGUUGGGGCCCAGCCGUCGGUGCGCGUGGGGAAGGCGGCGCACAAGGAGUCGAAUCCGAUGACGAACUGGGUGUAUGAUGUGUUUUUGUGGACGUUUAGUAUUCUUGUUGAUUUGUUCUUUCGGGAGGUGCAUCCGCGGGGGAGCUGGAAGGUGCCGAGGAGGGGGCCGGUUAUUUUUGUGGCGGCGCCGCAUGCGAAUCAGUUUGUUGACCCGUUGGUGCUGAUGCGGACGCUGAGAAUCGAAGCUCAUCGACGCGUUGCCUUCCUCAUUGCGGAAAAGUCGAUCAGGAGAAAAUUUAUCGGAUGGUUUUCGAGACAUGUGGGCGCUGUGCCUGUCGGAAGAGCUUUGGAUAUGGUCAAGCCGGCGACAGGAAGUAUAUACAUGCCCGAUAUCAACGAUCGUCUUCUCAUACGCGGCAAUGGCACCAAGUUCGAUGGCCCAGAGAUCCAGAUUGGUGGGCUUCUUGUCCUGCCGUCUGUGAACGGCACUGCGGCCAGCACUGAAAUUGCGGAAGUCCUGGGUCCCGAAGAGUUGAGACUCAAGAAACCAUUCAAGGGCGGUAUUGCCCUCAGCCAGCUUACUGGACGUGAAGAUGUGACUGAGGACGGAGCGUUUUCGAACCAGGAACAGAAAGGGCCGGCGGCAGAGUUUACGGGCACGAGAUACAAGACUGCUCCUAAAGUCGACCAGUCGAAGGUCUACGACGCCGUGUUUGAUCGCCUGAGCGCUGGUGGCGCUGUCGGAAUCUUCCCAGAAGGAGGAAGCCACGACAGGACCGAGCUUUUGCCCUUGAAGGCUGGUGUCGCGAUUAUGGCCCUCGGAGCUUUGGCGGCCGCACCGGAUAGUGGCUUGAAGAUCAUUCCCUGUGGCAUGAAUUAUUUCCACGCCCACAAGUUCCGCUCUCGUGCCGUUAUCGAAUUCGGUAAUCCUGUCGAAGUGCCCAAGAAGCUUGUCGAGAUGUAUAAGCAGGGCGAAAGGCGGGAAGCCGUCAGCCAGCUUUUGGAGACGGUAUACCAGUCAUUGGUGGCCGUCACUGUUACAAGCCCGGAUUACGACACUCUCAUGCUUAUCCAAGCCGCGAGGCGACUAUAUAACCCGACUGGCAAGAAAUUGCCCUUGCCUAUGGUUGUGGAGCUCAACAGACGUCUUGUUAAGGGUUACACGCACUACAAAGACGACCCUCGAACUGUCGCUCUCAAGAAAUCCGUUCUCGAGUACAACAAGCAGCUCAAAUAUCUUAAUCUGCGUGAUCAUCAAGUUGAAUAUGCGAAGCUCUCGCUCAUCAAAGUUAUAUUCCUUCUUAUCGGCCGGAUCAUCAAGCUCGCGACUCUUUCGAUCGGUGUGCUUCCAGGCCUCAUCCUCUUCGGACCAGUCUUCAUUGCAUCGAAAUUGAUCUCCAUCAAGAAAUCCCGUGAGGCGUUGGCAGCGAGCACAGUCAAGAUCCAGGCACGCGAUGUUGUUGCCACCUGGAAACUUCUCGUCUCCAUGGCCUUCGCCCCAUUGCUUUACACCUUCUACACCGUCAUCCUUGUUAUCUGGACCUACAAGACCCGAGUAAACGGCCUCGUCCCUGAAUCCCUACCUCUCUGGUGGAUCCCACCUAUCGGCUACACCGUCUUCCCCAUGAUCACCUUCGCCGCCCUCCGCUUCGGCGAAGUCGGAAUGGACAUCGUCAAGUCCCUCCGCCCCCUCUUCCUCUGCCUCAACCCCACAAGCUCCAACCCACUCUACAAACUCCAAGCCACGCGCGAACAACUCAGCCACGAAGUCACAGACCUAAUCAACACCUUCGGCCCCGAAAUGUUCCCCGACUUCGACGCCGCUCGCAUCGUCGCCGACCCCUUCCACGACGGCGCCCUAACCCCUCCCACACCCCCAAACGACUUCAGUGCCUCCCGUCGCGACUCCAACGCCUCAGGCACCACGGACGGCGCCCCCCGCAGCCCCCCAUCCGCUGCUGGCGAGCGCCCGCUGUCUGCAGGCAGCGCGGGUCUACGCGCCGAGGCGAUCAGUCGCAACGAUUCCUUCCAUAGUAUCGGGAACUAUGGGUUCUUUGCCACGCGGCCGAGUAGUAGGAGUCGAAGCCGUAGCUCGAGUGUUGGGGGUGCGUUUGGGUCGGCUGGGUUUCCGAUUAAGGCAUUUAGUACGCUGGAUGGGAAGGAGAAUUUUGAGGAGGUGACGAUGAAGAUUCGCGGGGCGAUGAAGGAGAGGGGGGAGAGGAGGAGGAGGGGGAUGAAUAGUCCGGCGGUGGAGAGUGAUGAUGAGGAGGAGGAGGAGGGGAGUAGUGAUGAGGGGAAGAAGGGGGUUUGA
This is a messenger RNA of Pseudogymnoascus verrucosus, 2929 nucleotides long. RefSeq lists its product as uncharacterized. Gene Ontology annotation, molecular function: glycerone-phosphate O-acyltransferase activity; glycerol-3-phosphate O-acyltransferase activity. The transcript is spliced from 2 exons. Gene Ontology annotation, cellular component: endoplasmic reticulum membrane. Gene Ontology annotation, biological process: phospholipid biosynthetic process. The record is from RefSeq and is a predicted model, not a curated record. Lineage: Eukaryota; Fungi; Ascomycota; Leotiomycetes; Thelebolales; Thelebolaceae. The coding region runs from base 566 to 2929 and encodes 787 amino acids.